UAAUAAUAAAAUAAUGUAAAUUUAUUUUUAUAAAAUGUUUAAAAUGUAAAAUGACGUGAAUUCAUCACGUCAUCGGUCGCGAAUGUGUUAAGCAUGUACAAAUAAUACAGGAGGGUUGGCAAUCUCCUUUACGACGCUCAUCCCCUGAAACUAUACAACAGGUGAUGUAAAAUUAAAGAGGGGUACGUAUAGCAAGUAAAGUACUUUAAGCAAUGAACUUGAUUAACGUAACAUUAAACUUUAAGAUUGCAUAGAACAGGUGAUGUAAAAGUAAAGAGGUGGGACAAAGUCUAGCAAGCAAAGUAGGGGGCUUUCGAAGCGAAUGCCUUUCUCAUUAUCUGUGGGCCCUCUCAGUUUUCCUGGUCCCUUUCCAACCGAUGGAUGAAUACUACUAUUGAAUGAUACUACUCAUGUCGUAUUUUGAUCACACUGUUCAUGGUCCACCGUUGAAAUAACGUUGAAAGGUGUUAAGAUCAAGUUUAUUCAAUAUUUUAAUAACAACAAUAAUAAUAUAUAAUCAUCAUUUAAAUGGUGUCUAUUUAAGGAGUUUUCACGGUCAGUUGUUAUUCAAUCGUGAGAAAAAGAUAAACCGUAGGAUUUGAACUCUGCAUGAAACAACAAAUAACUGAAUGAAAAGAAGAAGAUAAAAGAUAAUUGAGCUAAUAGGAAAAAUCAAUGUGAAUAAUAUCAUCAAUCAUGAAAGGGAUAACGAUCAUUAUAGUUAUCCUCGUUAUUGGAAUUGCACGAGCACAGCUGAAUUACGAAGGUAAUCCGUUGACCGAAAAUACCGAAUACACGGCCGAGGAAUCGGAAUUUUCAUCGAAAAUUGUUAAACCGUCGAUUAACGAAGCACAAAAAUUAUAUCCGAUAUAUCGCGAAAGCAAGGAUGUUAUUUCGAAGGAUACGAAAUUAGAAGAAAACGAAUCCAAUGGAGAUGUUUCGUUAACUAAUUUCGAUCAUGCUGAAACAUCAUCGUUGGUUAAUAUUGCAUCGGCUCGUGAACUUUCGGAUAAUGUUUAUAACAAAAUGCAACAAUCUCAGAUAAUUCAACCAAUAACUAACACGGUGAAGACACCUGCAGAAAUAGCGUUGAACACGUUUCUCAAUUCCAAAACACCCGAGGAGUCACGAUUGUCUUUGGAUUAUUUUUUACAAAACAGUCAAUCUCAAAACAAUCAAUCGCCAACGUCCAAUAAUCGAAAACAAUUUGUAUCGCAAAACAAUCAACUAACGAAUCAACGACAACAACAACAACAACAAUUAGUAACAAAUCCUGUAGAAAAACAACAAAUGUUUUAUCAGUCUCAAAAUGUAUUACAAAUACCUGAACAAACUUAUGAUUAUACUGCACAUUAUACGUCCAAUUCUCAGAUAUUGCAACCUUCUCAGAGUGUUCAAACGAGUCCAAUGAUAUCAAAUCCAACGGCAUUGCAACAAUCGUCUAUAUUUUCUGAUCCUCUUGAAAUGAUUCAAUCUAGAAACGAUAUUGUUUCUCCUGUGAUGUGGCGUCAACGUAACAGAUGGAUUCGUGGUCAACCAUAUCCCUUUGCACAACCUAGAAUUGGUAGUGUCUUUUCGAAAGGUCCUGUCAUAGCACCGUUUCCACCACCACCACGUAAAGGUCCAGUAGAAUUAAUUUACACUAAACCACCUGGAUAUCAUCAUCGUGGUCCACCAACUCAUGGACCACCCAGUGAAGACGCCAGUGCUUGGUUUCCUGAUGCGAAUAAUCCACCCCCACCAGGGGAUAUAUAUUAUUCUCAAUUAUACGCUCAAUCCUACGAUCCCAAUUACUACAAUUACAUAGCCAAAACUGGUAAAAUCAAGCCUCAUCUUUAUGGCAAAUUGGGCAAGUAUCCUGAACACGAAGACGGAGGAAUUUGGGCGGAGCUUUAUCGUGGCUUUACUAAACACGGUUUAAAAAAUAUCAUGACACCCGGUUUCCUUUUGGGUAUGACAUUGCCAAUGAUAACUGCCAUGCUUAUGGCACUUGUACAGAAACGAUCUUUCGGAAGAUACGAUUCGAGAAAUCUUCAAGAGGUUGAUCAUUUUCAAGAAUAUCUUCAACGUUUGCAACGAGCCAUGGAAUGUUAUGAAAGAAAGAGAAGAAAAACUGGUAAAGUUACGACAGAUGAGUGUUGAAAAGCCGCUACUUCGAGUAAGUCAAGUAAAAGUAGCCGUUCAUUGACCGAGACCCAGUGACAAUCAGUCUCAUAAUAGUCUCUUAUCUAUUUACUCUAUUAUUUUUCUAACGGUUUCAAAUCAUUGUUAGAUCCUACAUAAUUAUAAUAUAUAAAUAGAUAUUAGAUUAUUAUUUUCCUAGUUUGUUACUUUUUUUACGAGAUACUAAGUAAAAUAAUUUCUUUAUUACUAGGAACUCGUAUCAGGGAUAAUUAUAAGAUAACUAUAAGUCUAAUUUUAGGCUUAUUUAU
Messenger RNA from Polistes dominula (European paper wasp), 2432 nucleotides. RefSeq lists its product as uncharacterized. The record is from RefSeq and is a predicted model, not a curated record. NCBI's taxonomy places the organism in Eukaryota, Metazoa, Arthropoda, Insecta, Hymenoptera, Vespidae.